This is a messenger RNA of Galleria mellonella (greater wax moth), 753 nucleotides long. RefSeq names its product pupal cuticle protein C1B-like (gene CPF). The record is from RefSeq and is a predicted model, not a curated record. The transcript is spliced from 4 exons. NCBI's taxonomy places the organism in Eukaryota, Metazoa, Arthropoda, Insecta, Lepidoptera, Pyralidae. Bases 148 to 594 code for a protein of 148 amino acids.
GUGCAUUAUAUUAUUACUAUGUACUAUUAUAUCACACAUGUCCAUUCUAAUAAACAUGUGUUGACAUAGCACUCGUGCUAUAAAAGCCUUGCCGCGCCUGUACUAACAACACUUUGCAUCCAGGCUUUAAAGGGUUGGACAAGAAUUAUGAUUAUAAAAAUCUUAUUAUUGGCGUGUGCUGUAGCCGUCACGCAGGCAGGUAUAGUGUCUCCUGUCGGUGUGUACGGCGCCCCAUACAGUUAUGGGGGUUGGAACCCGUAUAGCGCUUAUCCGGCGCAACCUGCGAUUGCCUCUCAGCAGUCCAAUAUAUUAAGGUCCCCCUUUAAUCUUGGCCAGGUUUCAACAUACUCAAAGGCAAUCGACACGCCGUUUUCAAGUGUACGCAAAUCGGAUAUACGUGUAAGCAAUCCUGGCUUUGCGGUUUCACCAGCCUAUGGUGGAAUAGCAGCUCCAUUGGUAUCGCACGUGGGUGUGGCGGCUCCUGUUGCGAAGGUAGCGACUGCGGGAGGUCUUCUCGGUGUGGCCUAUUCUGCAGCUCCUGCGGUAUCGCACAUGACAUAUACCAAUGGUCUCGGCCUCGCCUACGCUUGGUAAUCAAAUGAAGAGACACUACUUCUAGCGUCUAUUAUUACAUAAAAUAUUAUUGAUAUGAAUUGUUCCUCUACAUUUAUUACCUACUAGUUAUAACGUAAUUUAUUUGUUAUCUACAUGUGCUAUAAGUUUAGCUCAAUAAAAAUAUUUUUCAAUAUCUAU